AGGAUGAGUCUUAACUGAGUCUAAAUUAUCCUUUUAAUACUUGUUCACUAAUUUUUACAUAUUGCAUUCUUUUUAUUUUAUUUUUCAACUCCCAAAUGUUGAAGUCAUUUGGAAGGAUCACAAAGUACUUGAAGACACUGGGCAAGUUUAUAGGCCCAGGAUUCAUGAUUGCUGUUGGAUAUUUAGAUCCAGGCAAUUGGGCAACAGAUAUGGAGGGUGGAUCAUCUUUUGGAUAUAGAUUAUUGUUUAUCAUUCUUGUCUCCAACAUCAUUGCUGUAUUCCUUCAGAACUUAACCAUUCGUUUGGGCACAGUAACCGGACUCGAUUUAGCUUCUGCCUCCAGAAAAUUCUUUCCCAAAUGGUUGAAUCUCUUCUUGUAUGUCUUGGCUGAAAUCGCUAUUAUUGCAACAGAUAUUGCUGAAGUUAUUGGGUCAGCCAUUGCUUUAAAUUUGCUAUUUCCUAGUUUACCUUUACCAGCUGGUGUUGCUAUUACAGCAGUGGACGUAUUCAUCAUUUUGUUGUUUUAUAAUGAAGAUGUAGAAGAUGAUGAAAAUUCGACUUCAGGAAGAAUGGUACGCAUUUUUGAGAUAUUUGUCAUGAUGCUAGUUGCUGCUGUAGGCAUAUGCUUUAUCAUCGAAUUGGCCUAUUCAGAUAUCGUUGCUGUGGACGUCUUUAAAGGUUUUCUUCCAACAAGGGAAAUAUUCACGGAGCCUGAAGUGCUGUAUGUGGCCAUUGGUAUUAUUGGUGCUACAGUCAUGCCUCAUAAUCUUUAUUUACACAGUUUUAUUGUUCAGUCUCGAUGCCGUGAAUGGAAGAUAAGCAGGCCCAAAGUGUCCAAGAGAGGAGAACAAUGGAUAGUGAAGAGCAAUCAAUUUGAUCUGCAACCAAAUAAGCCAGUGCAACAAAAUAUGACGCCCUUGGAAAUGAUCAUGUCGCAUACAUCUAUUCCUGUCGAUUCAUCGGGCCAAGUCAACUUUGAAAGUGUCAGAAAGUAUCUUGAUCGCUCUUUGAAAAAGAACCUGCAUUAUGGGUUCAUGGAUUUGCUUGUUGCUCUUACAUUUGCCUUUUUUGUUAAUUGUUCCAUCCUUAUUGUUGCAUCAGCCAAUUUCUACUAUACGUCAGGCGGCCAGGGACAACAACAAAUACAAGACUUAUUUAGUGCACAUGCUCUCCUCUUACAGUAUCUCGGCCCUCCAGCCGCCGUCACUUUUGCACUUGCUCUCUUAUGCGCAGGCCAAUCAAGUACAUUGACAGCAACAUUAGCAGGACAAGUAAUCAUGAGUGGCUUCUUGGGUAUGACAACAAGGCCAUGGAUUCGUCGUAUAGUUACACGACUAAUUGCUAUUACACCCGCAAUGGUCGCAGCAUGUGUUGCUGGUCGUUCAGGAUUAAGUAAUAUGCUGGUAGCCAGUCAGGUAGCACUAAGUAUUCAAUUACCAUUUGCCGUGGUGCCCCUUGUUUAUCUAACAUCAAGAAGGUCGACAAUGAAACUGGACUUGGUGGUCGAAGGCAAAGAGGUUGACUCGAUUCCACUUGUUACCGAACAAGCAAAGAUGUCCCUGAUUGACCGUCUCGUUUCUCGCUUGAGAUUCUCAAGAUCCAAAUCUGACUGGACACGGUUUCCUCAAUUUAGCAAAUUAAAUAAGCGGGCAGUAAAGGACUUUUUUGUUCAAUCAAGUGGCCAAGGAGAAGAAGAAGAAGAACGGCCUUCUUCUGAUAGUUCAAUAGAAGAAAAGCCAAAUAAUCGUUUGACUAUAGAUGCAUUGCCUGAACCACUUGUUUAUGCUAAUGGUAAAGUAACCAAAGUGAUAUCAGUCCUGGUAGCCUUGCUAUUAAUUGGAUUAAAUGGAUAUCUUGUUGUAUCAUUAUUCAUGCAAAUUUAAAUACCUCAUUUCAUCCCCUCUCUUUUUUUCUCAUUUCCUCCCUACUCACUCUGUCCAUACUUAUAUUUAUUAAAUACACAACCUAUCAAAAAUAUCCAAACUUUUUUUAAAAUUCAACUUUGCUUUGCUUUUCGAAGCCAUAUACACUUUUCUACAAGAGCACAGUGUGAUAAUAUAAAAGUAGCAGGACUGAAUUAGUCCUUUUAUUGAUAAAGAGUGGCUCUUACUUAUA
Rhizopus microsporus ATCC 52813 is the source of this 2115-nucleotide messenger RNA. RefSeq names its product natural resistance-associated macrophage protein. The coding region runs from base 96 to 1883 and encodes 595 amino acids. NCBI's taxonomy places the organism in Eukaryota, Fungi, Mucoromycota, Mucoromycetes, Mucorales, Rhizopodaceae. Gene Ontology annotation, molecular function: cadmium ion transmembrane transporter activity; manganese ion transmembrane transporter activity. The record is from RefSeq and is a predicted model, not a curated record. Gene Ontology annotation, biological process: iron ion transport; intracellular manganese ion homeostasis. Gene Ontology annotation, cellular component: membrane. The transcript is spliced from 4 exons.